Messenger RNA from Lontra canadensis (Northern American river otter), 758 nucleotides. Its product is annotated as 2-oxoisovalerate dehydrogenase subunit beta, mitochondrial-like. The record is from RefSeq and is a predicted model, not a curated record. Gene Ontology annotation, molecular function: catalytic activity. The transcript is spliced from 5 exons. Lineage: Eukaryota; Metazoa; Chordata; Mammalia; Carnivora; Mustelidae. Bases 148 to 459 code for a protein of 103 amino acids. Gene Ontology annotation, biological process: response to nutrient; branched-chain amino acid catabolic process.
UUUUUCCCUGUUCUAUAUUCAGUUGAACAGGUUCCUGUAGAACCAUACAACAUUCCCCUGUCCCAGGCCGAAGUCAUUCAGGAAGGGAGUGACGUGACUCUAGUUGCCUGGGGCACUCAGGUUCAUGUGAUCCGAGAGGUAGCUUCCAUGGCUCAAGAGAAGCUGGGAGUGUCUUGUGAAGUCAUUGAUCUGAGGACUAUACUACCUUGGGAUGUGGAUACAGUUUGCAAGUCUGUGAUCAAAACAGGGCGACUGCUAAUCAGUCAUGAGGCUCCCUUGACAGGCGGCUUUGCAUCAGAGAUCAGCUCUACGGUUCAGGAAGAAUGUUUCCUGAACCUAGAAGCUCCUAUAUCAAGAGUAUGUGGGUAUGACACACCGUUUCCUCACAUCUUCGAGCCAUUCUACAUCCCAGACAAAUGGAAGUGUUAUGAUGCACUUCGAAAAAUGAUCAACUAUUGACUGUAUUGAACAACUGGAAGAUUGUGACUAGAUAUGGAAAUAUUUUUCUGAAAAUCCUUCUUAUUUCCUCAGACUUCUCUCUUCUUGAAAAUAGAGUUUUUAUGAACUGAACCACAUUGGAUAAUGGCUGAAAAUUUUUAAUUAGUUAUUGUAUUAACACAUAUGAAUUGAUGAUUUCCAUUAAGAGUAUCUCAGAUUAACUUUUUAAAAUGCUUCACUUGUAGUCUUAUAAAUUCCAUCAAAUUACAUCUGUAAAUACUGGGCAUGGGGUAGUAUUCAAUAAAGCAAAAUCAGAUUCU